AAUACAUCCUUCAAUAUUUCUUACUGCAUAUAUAAAUCAGCAUCCUUCAGAAAUUGGUAAUGUAACAAAAGAUCCGCACGGGUAGCUCAGUUGGUCGAGUGGUGGGAGAUUUGGAACAACGGACCAAGGUUCGAAUCCCCGCAGCGACCGGGUGGAGGUCACAGAAUCUGAAAUAAGGCUGGGCCUCUGGUGCGCACGGGUGUAUGGGCCUACUGCCAUUCUGCUGACUGAGUCACCGUGACUAACCUCCCCACCAUCCUGUCGGGUCGGGGUGGGGGGGCUCGUGGGGUGGGAGAUUCCACCAUUUGGAACAACAAUGGUAAUGUAACAAAAGUCCUUGCCUGACAACUUAUAUAUAUAGGAUCUUCUUGGUUAUCUGUUCAUUCCAUAUAUAUAUUCAUUCCACAUAUAUAAUAUGGGCUGUGCGAGGUGGUUUCCCUUUGGUGCAUCUUCUGUUGGAUUUUUCUUCUUCAUUAUCACAUCUUCUCGGGCAGAAAAAGCUCCAUACAGUUCAUUUGCAAAAGAUGCUACAUCAGCGGCUGCGGAAGCCGGGUACUACGAUUACAUAGUUAUCGGAGGUGGAACCGCCGGCUGUGCACUGGCGGCGACGCUUUCCGCCGCCGCAAAGGUACUACUCCUCGAGAGAGGCGGGCUGCCGUACGACAACCCAAAUGUACAACACAUUAGUGGGUUCGGACCCACACUGGACGACAUUUCCUCAACCUCCGCCUCGCAAUUCUUCAUCUCCACCGACGGCGUGUAUCUCCACCGUGGGCGCGUUCUCGGCGGCGGCUCGGCCAUCAACGCGGGUUUCUUCACGCGAGCCAGCACAGAUGAGGUGGCAGAGGCGGGGUGGGACCCGCAGCUGGUAAACGAGUCGUACGCGUGGGCGGAGAGGAAAGUGGCUUUCCGGCCGCGGGUGAAGGGGUGGCAGGCGGCGGUGAAGGAAGGGCUGCUGGAGGCGGGGGUGGGGCCGGACAGGGGGUGGACGAAUGAGCACUUGCAGGGCACCAAAACGGGGAGCUCCAUCUUUGACGAAAAUGGGAUUCGGCAUUCCGCCGCCGAUUUGCUGGAGUACGCCGACGAAUCCCAAAUUACUGUCUAUUUGCAUGCCGUCGUUCAUCAAAUCUUUUUUAGGACGUCUUCCCCAGGGGGUACCACCAGAUCUUCAUGCACGAAGACGAUGCCGAGAAGACGAUGCCGAGAAGACGACCUUCAUGACCCCGGAGGGAAUUUUCUGCUACCUCGUCAUGGUCUUUGGGCUCAAAAAUUCAGGCGCCACAUACACUAGGAUGGUAGCCAAAGUCUUCAGAGCAGUCCUCGGCCGGACGAUGGAGGCAUAUGUCGACGACAUGAUCGUCAAGAGCAAGCAAUCUACCACUCAUGCUGAUGACCUCCGGGAAAUUUUUGAAAUCGUGAAGAAGUUCCAGCUCCGCCUGAACCCCAAGAAGUGCACCUUCGGCGUCCAAGGAGGGAAAAAACCAGUGGCAUAUGGAGUUACUUUCAGAGACUCGAAAGGCAAUGAGCACACAUCAUUCUUGAACGGUGGGCUCAAGAAUGAGAUCAUUCUCUCAGCAGGAGCGUUGGGCAGCCCACAACUCUUGAUGUUGAGUGGUAUUGGGCCGUCUAAUCAACUCAAAGCCCAAGGAAUAAACGUAAUACUGGACCAACCAAUGGUGGGUCAGGGCAUGUCUGACAACCCAAUGAAUGGAGUUUUGAUACCUACAGCUACCCCGGUGGAGACGUCACUGGUCCAAAUCGUUGGCAUAACUGAGUUUGGAAGCUAUAUCGAAACGGCGAGUGGAUUGUAUUUGGCCCCAAACGCGGCCUUAGCAAAUUCCCUAAGAGGCUCAUUCGGUGAUGACCUAUUCAAAGGCAUGAAGGUCGAAGCUGGUAUCAUAUUGGGAAAGGUGAAGGGCCCUUUCUCUAAAGGGCACUUAGAAUUGAAGAGCAAGGACCCAAAUGAGAAUCCCACGGUCACAUUCAACUACUUCAAAGACCCAAGGGACCUUGAGAGAUGUGUGAAUGGCAUGCAAGUAAUCAAGAAUCUGGUAGAGUCAAGGGCCUUAUCGUCAUUUCAGUACUCUUUCACCUCUUUUGAAUCUCUGGUAGACUUGGUAGCCACAAUUCCUUUUAACAUGAGGCCCAGACUAUUCAUGACCUCUCCAGCUUAUCACUCCAUGGAGCAAUAUUGUAUAGACACAGUGAUGACUCUAUGGCAUUAUCAUGGGGGCUGUGAAGUCAAUAAGGUUGUUGAUCGUGAUUAUAAAGUGAUGGGCGUCGAUGCGUUACGGGUUAUUGAUGGCUCCACUCUUUCUGUCUCCCCUGGAACUAACCCUCAAGCCACCCUCAUGAUGCUUGGAAGGUAUAUGGGACAGAAAGUUCUACAACAGAGAACUUCUCAAUGAGCUCAAUAGCUUCAACUUCAUAUUUCCAUAUGCAAAGUUAGCGAUGCGGAAUAGUUAUGCCACUUAUAAUUAAGUUUAUGAAAAACUAUUAUGUAGUUUCUAGCUAUUCAUAUUUGUAUACUCAUAUACAAAAUCAUGAAAUUGUUUCAAAAUAAUACAUUCAUGUUUUUUUUAGGAAAAAGGGUCAAAUAAACCCUUCAACUUUUUUGAAACCAUCACAUAAACCUUUGUACAAAAUUAAGCAUCAUAUAUAUAUAUACUUGCCCUCUAAAAAUGAUCAAUUAAAA
Messenger RNA from Cuscuta europaea, 2695 nucleotides. NCBI's taxonomy places the organism in Eukaryota, Viridiplantae, Streptophyta, Magnoliopsida, Solanales, Convolvulaceae. The record is from the annotation of a GenBank genome assembly.